AUGACUCCCCGCACUGUUACCCCGGUCAACAAGAACUGGCAGUUCAAGCAGCAGAAGGAAGACGAUUCGUCUUAUUUACCAGUCGCUCAAUUCCCUACAAACGUUCAUCUUGAUCUUUUACAUCACAAAAAGAUCCCCGAUCCGUACAUUGGAAAGAAUGAAUUAAAAGUUCAAUGGAUUGGAGAGACCGUCUGGGUCUACAAGACCACCUUUGAAAGCCCAAAGGUUAGCGAUGGUGCAAAGGCGGUUCUGGCCUUUGAUGGCCUUGACACAUUCGCAACGGUUGAGCUAAAUGGUGACAAUAUUCUUGAGACUGAGAAUAUGUUUGUUCCUGAGCGUGUGGAUGUCACAAAGAACCUCAAGAAAGACGGCGAGAAUGAACUUCGCAUCACCUUCGACGCUGCUUAUUUGAGAGGCUGGAAGUUGGUGGAAGAGCACCCCGAUCAUAAGUACGUUGUCUGGAAUGGAGAUGGCUCAAGACUACCGGUCAGAAAGGCACAAUACCACUGGGGGUGGGAUUGGGGCCCUGCUAUGCUCACUUGUGGUCCCUGGCGACCUAUCAACCUCGAGGUUUAUGAGUCCCACAUCACCGACCUAUACUCUGAAUCGGAAGUGGAGGAGUCUUUAAAAAAGGCCAACGUUGUUGUGCAUGCCACAGUCGAGGGCAAAGCUUCAAAAGUCCGUUUCGACGUCUCCUUGGAUGGAAAGGGGGUUGCGUCUGAAACUGCAAAUGUCAAAGAUAAAGAUGCAACCACCACCUUCCACAUCCAAGGCCCAGCUCUUUGGUUUCCCGUCAGGUAUGGAAAGCAACCUCUUUAUACCAUUAAGGCCACCCUUCUCGAAGACGAUAAUGAGAUUGACUCAAUCUCUAAGAAGAUCGGCCUUCGUAAACUAGAGCUCGUUCAACGAGAGCUUGACGGACAACCAGGAACCAGUUUCUUCUUUCAAGUCAACAACAUUCCCAUAUUCUGCGGUGGCAGCAACUGGAUCCCAGCAGAUAACUUCAUCCCUAGAAUCUCAAAGGAGAGAUAUCGCGACUGGGUCAAGCUUGUCGCUGACGGUAACCAGUUUAUGCUUCGAGUUUGGGGAGGUGGCAUUUACGAAGAAGACGUCUUCUAUGAUGCAUGUGAUGAGUUUGGUAUUCUUGUCUGGCAAGAUUUUAUGUUCGCCUGUGGAAACUACCCUGCUUGGCCCAAGUUCCUUGAGUCAAUUGACAGAGAAGCUCGAGCGAAUAUCAAGCGACUACGUCACCAUCCCUCAAUUGUUCUCUGGGCUGGAAACAACGAAGAUUACCAACUACGGGAGUCAGAGGAGCUCACUUAUGACUUUGACGACCAUGAUCCAGAGAGCUGGUUGAAGACUGACUUCCCGGCUCGUUACAUCUACGAAAAGCUACUCCCAGAUGCCUGCAACGAGCUCCAUCCGGGAGCCGUCUAUCACAUUGCCAGUCCUUGGGGCGGCAAGGUGACCACUGACCCUACCAUCGGAGACAUCCACCAGUGGAAUGUCUGGCACGGCUCCCAGCAAAGAUACCAGGACUUUGAUAAGCUUGUUGGUCGUUUCGUUUCCGAAUUCGGUAUGGAGGGUUUCCCAAGCAUCAAGACCAUUGAUGACUACCUUCCAAAGGGUAAAGAUGACCCUGAGAGGUUUGCAACAUCGUCUACCAUAGACUUCCACAACAAGGCAGAUGGACAGCUUCGCAGGCUCGGCCUUUACAUGGCCGAGAAUUUCCGCUUCACCAUUGAUCCCCUAGAAGAUUAUGUUUACUACAGUCAACUGCUACAGGCUGAAGCCUUAGCAUCGGCUUAUCGCCUGUGGAAGCGUCAAUGGCAGGGCCCUAAUAAGGAAUAUUGUAGCGGUGUCUUGGUUUGGCAGACCAACGACUGCUGGCCGGUUACAUCAUGGGCUAUUUGUGACUAUUACCUCCGACCAAAGCACUCCUACUUCACCAUUAAGCGGGAGAUGGCACCAGUCACCAUUGGGAUGACACGCCGAGAACACAAGCACCCCAAGAACAAGUACACAAGGGUCGACAUUGACACCAGAGUACAAGUUGAGAUUUGGGGAAGCAACCUUGAUUUGGAAGAUGUGACUGUGGACUGUGUUGUCAAAGCCUGGGAUGUCGAAACUGGAAAGGAGACGUACUCUCAGACAGUAUCGUCGGAUCUGAUUCUCCGAAGCAACCGUUCGACAGAAAUCAAGACACUGAAUGUCCCUGUUGAGAAGCCCAACGCUGAUCUUGAAGCAAAGACUGUUGUUGCCGCCUACCUGUAUCAAGACGGAAAGCAGAUUGCGCGAUACGUCAACUGGCCUGAGCCACUCAAGUAUCUGCACUUCCAGAAGCCCAAAGAACUUAAAGCCAAGCUUACCGACGGAGCCAAGUUUGUAGAAGUCAGUGCUGAGGUCCCAAUCAAGGGACUGGCGCUUGAAUGUGAGGACAAUGAAGUUAAGUUUGAGGAUAACCUGGUGGAUAUCGUUCCUGGGGAGGUUGUGGAGAUUGGAAUUAGAGGCGCGAAGAAGGAUACUGCUAUCAAGACACAGUACUUGGGGAUGCAGGUAGAUGCCUGA
Molecule: messenger RNA, 2568 nt
Organism: Fusarium sp. VM40
Lineage: Eukaryota; Fungi; Ascomycota; Sordariomycetes; Hypocreales; Nectriaceae
Source: the annotation of a GenBank genome assembly